AAAAAAAAAAAGGGAUGACCUCGUCAACAAAAUUUGCAUUGAGUGAGAGAAUAAGAAACAGGAGAAGAUAAUCUCCUUCCGCCAUUAAUCUCUGCUUCUCAACACAGAGCAACAGAAUGGGAGAUGGAAUUGUGGACGCCGCUCUCGCCAGCCUCGGGAAAGGCUUUGAUCUGACCUCCGAUUUCAAGCUCAAGUACUGCAAAGGCAAACACAGGCUCGUCCUGCUCAACGAAGCGCAGAGACGAGAUCUCAUCGUUCCUGGCUUCGGCCCUGUUAAGGACGUCUCAAUCGAUAUCAAAUGCGAUCGAGGCGAUCGGACUCGCUACCAGUCUGAUAUCCUCAACUUCAAUCAGAUGUCGGAACUUUUCAAUCGGAAAUGUUCGAUUCCAGGAAAAAUUCCGUCCGGUUUCUUCAAUGCGAUGUUCGGAUUCCAGAGCGGGUGUUGGGCGAUGGAUGCGGUGAACACCAAAUGCUUAGGGCUUGACGGUUACUUCAUCAGUCUCUUUAACGCUCACAUUGAUCGCUAUCCGCUCCGCCUCUCCGAUGAGGUCCGCGCCGCCGUGCCGUCCUCUUGGGAUCCCCCCGCCAUCGCAAGGUUCAUUGAAAAGUAUGGAACUCAUAUAAUCGUUGGGCUUAGCAUCGGCGGGCACGACGUGGUCCUAGUAAGGCAAGACAAGUCCUCCAAUUUGGAAGCUUCAGAGCUGAAAAGCCACUUGGAAGAGCUGGGAGAUCAGCUUUUCACCGGCGCCUGCACUUUCCCUCCUCCACAUUCAAAACCCAAAGACCAUCACAAAACCAAGCUACCACAGGCCUUCAACUUGUUUGAUCCAAAGCUCGUGGCUUAUGCCAACUUCUCUUCCGUCAGUGCAAAAGACGGAAUAAUAGUAAUAACUUCAAAGAAAGGAGGGAGUCCAACAGCAAGUACCCAUUGUGAGUGGCUCCCAACCGUGCUCGAAUCGCCCGACGCAAUUCAUUUUCAGUUCAUUCCGAUCAUCUCCCUUCUCGAUCGCGUUCCUGGCAAGGGCUUUCUUUCCCAUGCCAUUAAUCUUUAUCUUCGAUACAAGCCUCCUAUAGCAGAUUUGCAGUACUUUUUGGACUUUCAAGUGCACAAGAUUUGGGCACCCAUUCAUAAUGACCUUCCUUUAGGACCAACUCCCAACAUUACUACUUCUCCUUAUCUUCAACCCAACUUGAUGGGUCCAAAACUUUAUGUAAAUACUACUCAGGUUACAUCAGAGAACAAACCUGUCACAGGCUUGAGAUUGUAUCUAGAGGGCAUCAAAUCUAAUAGGUUGGCAAUUCAUAUCCAACAUCUUCAAACUACUCCUAUUCUUCUCCAAAACAAUAUCACUCAACAUAACCCUCCCCUCUGGCAUUCUUCGCUACACGUCGCCGAUGAUCGCUACGUCGAGCCUCUCAAUCGCAACAAAUUCUCUUACGUCUCUACAGCUCCGGUCACGUACGACCCCACCUGGGCCACUGCCACCCCAACCCCAGCAGCCUUCAUAGUCACCGGAGCCCAACUCCACGUCGUGAAACAUCACGACUCGAAGGCUGCUCUCCAUCUCGGCCUCCUCUACUCCAAGGUCUCUAAUUCCUACAUCGUUCAAACGAAUUGGGCACGCCACUCCUCCGACAUCUCCCCUAAGUCUGGCAUCUUCUCUGCCAUCAGCACCUCCCUCUCUGGCGCCUCCUCUGCCCCCAAGGAGAAGCCACCCGACCCCGCUACCGUCAUUGUCGAUUCGGGAGUGUUUCACCACGGCCCACCGGUGCCACUUCAGGCUCAGAAGCUUGUGAAAUUCGUAGAAUUGUCGGAGAUGCGUAAAGGGCCGCAGGACAGUCCGGGGCAUUGGGUGGUGAUCGGAGCUAGGCUGAACUUGGAAAAUAGUAAGAUUUGUUUGCAUGUUAAGUUCGGUUUGGUGCAUGUGGUUUCAGAAACUAGUGCUGAUGAGCAAUGAAGUUGAAAAGAGAAUAGAAGCUGGUGAGUUUAAGCCAGUCUCUUAUAUAUGUAAUUAUUAAUUUAAUGUAGUGUGAUCUCAGCCAAUCCAAAAA
Molecule: messenger RNA, 2052 nt
Organism: Cucurbita moschata (crookneck pumpkin)
Lineage: Eukaryota; Viridiplantae; Streptophyta; Magnoliopsida; Cucurbitales; Cucurbitaceae
Product: MACPF domain-containing protein At1g14780
Exons: 8
Coding region: 117-1958 (613 amino acids)
Biological process (GO): regulation of salicylic acid mediated signaling pathway; plant-type hypersensitive response
Cellular component (GO): plasma membrane
Source: RefSeq, a predicted model, not a curated record